Messenger RNA from Striga asiatica, 2832 nucleotides. NCBI's taxonomy places the organism in Eukaryota, Viridiplantae, Streptophyta, Magnoliopsida, Lamiales, Orobanchaceae. The record is from the annotation of a GenBank genome assembly.
GAAAAAUGAAAGAACCAGUCCCUGUCAGAACAAGGUUAUUAAAAAGCUGAAAUCUGAUCCCAAAAGUUUUGUAUAUAUAAUCUCCAGCUGUCGAACUGUUUGAAAGAAUCAGCUCAUCACAAGUUUGAUUUUGGAGAUUGAUGGCUUGUACCUGACAAAAUCAUAUUGAAUUUAAUGCAAUUUUUCUCAUUCGCCACUGCCACAAAGCCUGCUAAAUGCGUGUGAUUUUCAUUCAGCUUGAAAUGUCGAACUGGAGAAAGAAUAAGUGGAUUCGAUGAAAAACUACAUGGGAUUUUGAUUUCUGGAUCUAAAUCGAGCUAGGUCUUUGUGGGUUCGUUUUUUUUUUUUGUUUGGUUAUUUGUUUGAGCGAGAGAAUGCCACUGGAAUCGGCGUCGGAGCAGGAGGGGGAGGGUUCCGACACCGAGCCGGAGUUUGUCGAGGUUGAUCCUUCCGGCCGAUAUGGACGGUAUAAGGAGAUCCUUGGUAGAGGAGCUUUCAAGAAAGUGUAUCCUUUUUCUGCUUCUCUAUACAGAGCAUUUGAUGAAUGGGAAGGUAUAGAGGUGGCUUGGAAUCAGGUUAAAGUGGCUGAUCUCUUGAGGAACUCGGUCGAUUUGGAGCGGCUGUACUCCGAAGUGCAUUUGCUGAAAACCCUUAAACACAAGAAUAUUAUCAAAUUUUACAAUUCGUGGGUCGAUACGAAGAAUGAGAAUAUCAACUUCAUUACUGAAAUCUUUACAUCUGGGAAUCUGAGGCAGUAUCGGAAAAAACAUAAGCAUGUUGACGUGAGGGCAUUAAAGAAAUGGUCCAGACAAAUCCUCGAGGGGCUUUUCUAUCUUCAUAGUCAUGACCCACCAGUUAUUCAUCGUGACUUGAAGUGUGAUAACAUAUUUGUUAAUGGAAAUCAAGGGGAGGUGAAAAUCGGUGAUCUCGGACUUGCUGCCAUCCUUCAGCAAGCUCGUUCUGCUCAUAGCGUGAUAGGCACUCCUGAAUUUAUGGCGCCAGAGCUUUACGAGGAGGAAUAUAAUGAGCUUGUGGACAUAUACGCGUUUGGUAUGUGCUUACUGGAGCUAAUGACACUUGAGUACCCUUAUGUUGAAUGUGCCAACGCGGCUCAGAUAUAUAGGAAAGUGACAGCAGGUAUCAAGCCUGCAUCAUUAGGAAAAGUGAAGGAUCCUGGGGUCCGUGAAUUUAUAGAGAAAUGCAUUGCAAAAGUCUCUGAUCGAUUAUCCGCCAAAGAACUACUGAUGGACUCGUUUCUACUAUCUGAUGAAGAUUCCGGAAGUAUAGAUCAUUCACUUCAGGCCCAUUCUUCCAAUCCAGAUGAUAUUGAAAAACCCGAUUUUUCUGUGCUCGAGGGAAGCCGAGACUUUAUGGUGCAAGGCCAGAGAAAAGAUCAUAACACGAUAUUUCUGAAACUCCGUAUAGCAGAUUCAUCAGCUUCAGAUCAUGUUCGCAACAUUCAUUUCCCGUUUGAUAUCGAGGUGGAUACCUCGACUGAUGUUGCUCGGGAAAUGGUCGAGGAACUCGAUCUAACGGAUCACGAUGUCUCGGUUAUAGCUGCAAUGAUCGACUCUGAAAUCCGGUACCAUAUUCCUGAUUGGGCCCCACGAGGGCCCUCGAGUGACAACGAUUCUCCAAAAUCUGGACCACCUAUUCUUGAAAAGCUUCCUUCCGGAAGAAAAUACUGGUCAGACUCCCCCAAACUGAGUCGUGAAAGCUCGCCACUAAGAUCAUUAGCUCCAUCUAAUCUGCUUUUGCCCGAUUCAGCUGCUUAUGGGGAAAGCUCGUCUGAGGCGAAUUCACAAUCACCUGUUAGUCAUAAAGAUGUGAACAGUUUAUCGGGUGGUUCUCCUCUCAAGCAUGAAAACCAUGAUGAUGAUACAAAUUACGAUGAUGAAUGUAAAAAUCGAGGUGACUUGGACCCUCAAGACUCUCAAUAUGGUGAUCUUGGGUUUGCUACACUAACUGUGGAAGAAAAUAUGAUGCUGAGAGAUUUGGAUACUGUUGACAUAAGAAGUAUUGUGGAGAAACUCGAGAAUGUGUUGGAUGAGCAGGUGAAGGAGCUAGAUGAGCUGAAGAAGAAACAUGAACUAAUUGUUUCGGAUCUGUUGAAGGAACUACCCGACGAGAUUCUUGAGAGAGUUCUUAGCAUUUGUAAACAGAAGAUAACCGAACAUAAAUUUCGCUAUGAGGGAUUGAAGAAUUCUGCAGAAGAUGAACUUACAAAUCUUCUUUGACGAUGUCUCAAGAUGUUUGGAGAUUAUGAGAGUAUAUGAAGCUAUGAGGGGGACCAUAAUUUAAAGGUAAAGAAGUGUUAAUUCAUUUGUUUUCGAGAUGAAAAUUUCUGUUCUGAGUUCGAGAGAUGAAUGAAAUGGCAGAGUCAAGCUGUAUAUACGUACGUGGGUUGAAUAACUUGGCGUGUAAAUCUCUUUAGAGCAUGCACUGCGUUACAGUAAGAUAAGAAUUGCUGCUGCACAGAUUGUUCGGAUUUUUCUGAAGUCUUGCAAUCAUGUUUUUAGUAAGCCUAAGAGAUUAUGUUAUAGAGAAUAUGAAGACCUUUUACACUUUUUUUUUUUGUCGUAAUCAACGGGUCAUUUACCCUAUGAAGCAUACUGUAUACCUGUACAGAUUUGUGUUUAUUGUUAAUACGGCUGAGUGUCAAGUUUUCAGGAAAACUUUUUUUGUUUUAUCUUUGGUGUUACUGAACAUUGUUUGUGCCUCAAGUGCAUGGAGGCUAAUUUGGAAUGUGCUAUUGCCCAUGUUUGGUGCAUCUUGCGUUUUGGGCAUGAUCUUUGAUUUAAUUCACAUAUCCUGCAAUAGAUUGAUACACUC